Molecule: messenger RNA, 2915 nt
Organism: Teleopsis dalmanni
Lineage: Eukaryota; Metazoa; Arthropoda; Insecta; Diptera; Diopsidae
Product: myosin-13
Exons: 5
Coding region: 150-2069 (639 amino acids)
Source: RefSeq, a predicted model, not a curated record
GUAAAAAAUAAUCUAAUCUAUUAAUAAGUAACCGGAAAGAAAAGUAAUUGUAUUUAAUGUUGGUCGCUGAAGGCAAAAUAAAGUGAAAGAAUUUUUCUUGCUAAAAAGUUUAAUGAAAAAAUAUUUUAAUAUAUAUAAUUAUAUUUAUAAUGAGUGGAACUAGAUUUGCCAGAACUGGACGUUUCCGUUUAUUCGCUUGCUUGGCACUUCUGCUUUUGUUGGCAUUAGCUAUUUAUCACAGUUCUCAGCAACAAUUAGAUGAAACUCGGGAACGCUGUGAGCAUCAACAAGAUACACUCAAUGAGCGUUUGCAAUCUGCAGUGGAAGAAAAGUUUAAGAUUGAAAAGAAUUAUGAACAGGAACGGAAGGAACAGAUGGAAGUCCGUCACAAGCUUGAAGAAAAAAUAAGUGAAAUGACUGAAAUACAUGCCAAAUUAGAAGGUGAGGAACGUGUAAGGUAUGAGAAACUAGAACGCUCUCAUAGCUUACUGCAAAAUGAGCAUCAAAAACUUAUAAAAGAAAGCGCUAAGCAUCGUUCUGAAGCCAGCGACAUUCAAAAAAAAUUACAAUUGUUCCGUUCAGAGUUUCAAAAGGAAAAAACAAUGCAAACCAAUGAAAUAAUAUUAUUAAAAGACAAGUAUGAAGCAAUUUUGAAAGAAAAAAAUCGCCUAGAAGUUCUAUCCAGUAUAACAGAAGGGAAGGCGGAUUUGCAUAAACAUGUCACGGAAUUAGAAGCUAUAAUUAAAGAUUAUCAGUUUCAUUGCAACUAUAAGCCAAAUGAUGGUUUGGAGCAAAUUGUCAACAAGUCAAUACUUCCUUCUAUAUCCAAUCAUGUUGAAAAUCUUAAGUCAUCGACUGCAAAAUCAUUUAAGGAACAAUUGCUUGUGAGUCCGGGGUUGUAUCAUAUAUCGGUAAAAGAAACUAACAAGAAUUCAACAGAUAUGCAUAAAAAUAAUUUAAGUAAUAACAUUUUAAAUAAUUCUGAUCAAAUCCAAUUAGUUGGAAGUAUACAAACAGAUGGUGAUGGUGUUACUACUAACGAAGCUGAUAUACAACAAACAAAUAAUUUCAAUUUAGAAAAUAAGUCAAAUGACGCUGAUAUUCAAAAACAAGUCAAUUUAAAUUUAGAAAAAAAACCAAACAUGCUAACGUUUACACAAAAACAUAAUGCCAGCUUAAUAUUAAAUUCUGUUGAAAAUUUUCAGAUACUUCCUAAGCCAAUUAAGAAAAUUUCUGAAGAGACUGAAACACAAUUAAGAAAGGAUCCUGUUGAAAUAAAUGUCAACCAACAAAAUAUUGUUUUACCAUUAAGUGCACCUCGUAAACCAACAUCAACGGAAGCAACUAAGUUAAAGCCAAUCUUAGAAGAACAAGCGCAUUUAAAAAAAGCAUCAAAUUCAUCAUCUGCAUCCACAUCAUCCAGUUCUAUUUUACCUCCACUAGCACAACCACCAAAUCAGCAUAAAAUUCCUGCUAAUGUAGCGCCUAUACCAGCUAAUUUUGAUGAAUUAUUUAAAAAUGAACCUUCCAGUCAAAAAACUGUUAAAAAAUUAUUUAAUGAUGAUGCAGUUGUUGGUGGUGAUAUUGGUGAUAUUGAUGCUGCUGUGGAAGAAACUCAAAAAAAUGAACAUGAAGAUGGUACUAAUAACAAUCGAUAUGGAAACAUUGUGAAUAACGCUGAAGGUAUUGCUGUCAAAGCUGUUGGAGGUGAAGACUCAGGAGCGCAUGAAAUAAAAGAUCAUGAUUUUCUAAAUGAACAAAACUUUAAUUUACCCGUUGAUGAUGAUAAUAACUUUUUUGAUGGAGUUAAAAAUGAUGCUAUAGGUGUCGACAAGCAUAAAGAUAUAGAAAAUGAUGGCGACAAUGGAGGAACGGGCAAUGCCGGUGACAUUGCAGUAAAAAAUCAUAAUUUACUAGAUGCAGAUAAUUUAAACAAUGAAAUUGUUGGCGAUCAAGGUAAAGAGUUCCCUGAUCUGCGUUUAGAUGAUGGUAAUGAAGAAGAUGAAGACGAGGAUGAUUAUUCAAAUCAUGCUGCGCGUUUUAAAGGUGAACAAGCAAUAAGACAUUAAAGACAUGAUUUCAUUUCUACGCUAAUAAAAUCGAAUAUAACAUUUAGGAUGAAGUGCAUUUCUCAAUCCUGCACUUGUGUUACAAAUAAACUACUUAAUUUUACAUUCGAUCGAUAAUAACAGUACAUAUAAUAUUGUGUGCUAAUUAAUGUAUUAUAGUUUAAUUCUUAUUUUCUGUUUCUGUGAUAACAAUAUAUCCAUAAAAUUAUAUAUUUUUUUUAUGUAAACCAUGUUGAAAAGUACCAUCUCAUUUCAUUAAUUAAAAAUUUUCAUAAACGUAGAUACAUUCUGUUAAAAUUACUAAAAAAUACGUCAUUUUACUCUUACUAUUAAAUAUGUUUAUAGUUUAAAAAGUAAUAUACAAAAUUUAGAUUCCACAAUACAAAAUAUUUUAUACAAUAUACUCGUAGCAUGCUAGAUCGUAUAAGACUUAAUUGCAAAAGAGCGGGGAAAAGCAGCUUUUAUUUAAAAUGUCAUUAAGAUUUGCCAUUGACUGCUAAGACUUUUCAACUAAGCUUGCUUGUAUGUACUUAUAAUAGUAAAAAUGAUACUGAAAAAUAGAAAAAAUGCAGGCUUUGUUGUGAGUUGUUACAAUUUUCACUAUUUUUCGCCAAUAAACACUUGAAAAGUUUAUAUCUGCACAUCUUUAGUCCACAAACUAUAGCCAUAUACUCACAUUAUUAUUUGUGGUUAAUUAUGAACAUGCUAAAUAUUUGGACUCGCCAUUUCUAUUUAUACAAUCCCUCAUAAAUUUUUUUUAAAUGCAUUUUCAUUAUGAAUAAGAUUUUGUUUUACUUUAAGUAAAUUUAGCUUAUUAAAAAUAAUAUUUCCUAAAAUAUACUUGAA